UCUCGGUCCUUCACUGUACACAUGGCUGCAGGUCGAGCAUGGAUAAGUUAACUAAUCAGCUGUGUGUGUGUCUGUGAUUGUUUAGGACUUUGUUAUAGUCAUCACGUGUGUUGUAGGCUUCACAAACGGAUACGUAAAUAGUUCCUGUAGAAACCUUAACAUGGUUUGGAUUAGCAGAGUGUGUUACAGGAAGUACGGGAACUUUCUGGAUAACCUGCGGCUGUAUGUAAGAGGUGGGAGCGGUGGCAUGGGCUUACCCCGAAUGGGAGGACAAGGUGGAAAUGGAGGAGAUGUGUGGGUGGUGGCUAAAAAGGAUCUUACUUUGAAACGCAUCAAAGAUAGAUGCCCACAUAAACGAUUCGUGGCUGGUGUGGGCAACAACAGCAGUAUCCGUGCACUGAAAGGUGCACAAGGGGAUGAUGUGGAAAUCUUUGCUCCCACUGGAAUCUGUGUGACCACAGAUGAUGGGAUGCCUCUUGGAGAGUUGAACCAUGAAGGAGAAAAGGUUCUAGUAGCCAGAGGUGGACUCGGUGGAUCUCUUCACUCUGAGUUUUUACCCAGUAAAGGGCAGACCCGGCACAUCCGUCUGGAUCUACGGCUCAUCGCAGACCUGGGCCUAGUGGGGUUUCCUAAUGCGGGUAAAUCCUCUUUAUUGACGGCCCUGUCACACGCCACACCUCAGAUUGCCAGCUACCCGUUCACAACUUUGAGACCUGAGAUUGGCAAGGUGAUGUAUGAGGACCAUAAGCAGGUGUCAGUGGCAGAUUUGCCUGGCUUGAUCGAGGGUGCUCACAUGAACCGAGGCAUGGGCCACAAGUUCCUAAAACAUGUGGAAAGAACGAAACAGCUCAUGUUUGUGGUCGACAUCUGUGGGUUUCAGCUGGCCAGCAAAACACCAUUUAGACCAGCAUUUGAAGCAGUGCAGCUACUGACAAAGGAACUGGAGCUCUAUAAGGAGGAACUGCUCUCCAAACCAGCCAUCCUGGUGGUUAAUAAGAUGGACCUGCCUGAUGCUGAGGAGAAGCUCAGAGAGUUGGAGACCCAGCUGGAGAAUCAGGAGGAAUUCAGUCACCUCCUGCCUGAGGACAUGAUCCCCAAGAGCUUCCUCCAUUUUAAACACACUGUUCCUGUUUCAGCCCUGACUGGCCUGGGGCUGCCCUAUCUUAAAGCAGUCAUCCGCAAGUCCCUGGAAGAGCAAGAAGCUAUAAAAUCAGAGCAGCAGCGCAUAGAGAAGCUUGAGGAUCUGAGAAGGAAGAUUCCUGUUGUUUCCAAGCCCGUUUGGGGCCAGACUCGCUCAGAGCCCUAAAAGUAGAACUAAAUUUACGAGAUGGGACGUAAUGCCCAUUAUUGCCACCAAAUGGCUACCACUUUACUGGAACAAUAAUCGUGAAAUUGGUUCAGCAGUGCUGCACUGGACUCUCACUGGAUAUAUAUGCACUAAUAUCACGAGUCUCUUCUCAGACAUGCUGGUUUUGUGAGAUCUAUUUAAUGGUUGGAAUACAAAAUGAAAAAAAAAAAGUUUAUGGCUUUAAUGCUUUUUUACAUUUGUCUCUUGAUUUAGGUAUUGUAAAUAAAAGUGUGCUUCUCUGUUUUACAGA
This is a messenger RNA of Tachysurus vachellii, 1598 nucleotides long. RefSeq names its product GTP-binding protein 10 (putative) (gene gtpbp10). The record is from RefSeq and is a predicted model, not a curated record. The transcript has 10 exons. Gene Ontology annotation, molecular function: magnesium ion binding; GTP binding; GTPase activity. Gene Ontology annotation, cellular component: mitochondrion. Bases 161 to 1306 code for a protein of 381 amino acids. Lineage: Eukaryota; Metazoa; Chordata; Actinopteri; Siluriformes; Bagridae.